Molecule: messenger RNA, 1197 nt
Organism: Penicillium crustosum
Lineage: Eukaryota; Fungi; Ascomycota; Eurotiomycetes; Eurotiales; Aspergillaceae
Product: WD40 repeat domain-containing protein
Exons: 2
Coding region: 1-1197 (398 amino acids)
Biological process (GO): ubiquitin recycling; proteasome-mediated ubiquitin-dependent protein catabolic process
Cellular component (GO): nucleus; cytoplasm
Molecular function (GO): ubiquitin binding
Source: RefSeq, a predicted model, not a curated record
AUGUGGAAGAAUACAAAACCAGCGCAUCUUGCCUUCCAAGCACACGAUCGACAUAUCGUGACCUGUUUACAAUUCGACGACGACAAGAUUAUAUCCGGUAGCGACAAUGCCAAUAUCAACGUAUAUGACAUCAAAACCGGAGCACUUCGAGCAAUACUCGAAGGCCACAACGGCGGUGUAUGGGGACUUGAAUAUCAUGACAAUACUCUGGUCUCUGCAUCAACAGAUUCCACCAUCCGAGUAUGGGACAUUGCGAGAGCCAAGUGCACCCAUGUGUUCCAAGGUCACACAUCCACAGUACGGAACAUAAUGAUACUAUUGCCAGUUCAAAUUGACCAGCAUCCGGACGGUACGCCAGUGAUGAUGCCCGAACAACCAUUAAUCAUUUCUGGGUCUCGUGAUUCGACCAUACGGGUUUGGAAACUUCCUAAACCAGGCGACGCGGAGUAUUUCCCUCCUGCUGAAAGUGACGAGGAAUGUCCAUACCUCAUUCGGGUAUUGACUGGUCACCAACAUUCCGUGCGAGCAAUUGCUGCGCGCGGGGAUACCCUGGUCAGCGGUAGCUACGAUCUUAGCGUGCGAGUUUGGAAAGUAUCCACCGGGGAAUCCCUUCACCAGCUACAAGGCCAUACAAUGAAGAUUUAUAGUGUAUCUUUGGACCAUAAGAGGAACCGCUGUAUCAGUGGAUCAAUGGACCAUGUGGUAAAGAUCUGGUCUCUUGAUACUGGUGCAUUGUUAUAUAAUCUGGAAGGUCACACAUCAUUGGUGGGUCUACUAGAUUUGAAAGAAGAUAUACUUGUCUCGGGCGCUGCAGACGCUACACUUAGAAUCUGGGACCCUGAAAAUGGACAUUGUCAGAGCGUGUUGGAUGGUCAUACUGGAUCGAUCACAAGCCUCCAGCACGAUGGUGAAAAGAUAAUAUCUGGCGCUGAUAUGAAUGUGAAGAUAUGGGACCUACGGACUGGUGCAUUUGAGAGGGACCUCUUCACCGACCUCAGCGGUGUCUGGAAAGUCCGAUUCGAUGCCCAACGCUGUGUUGCAGCGGUUCAACGCGACGGCGAGACCUAUAUCGAGAUUCUUGACUUCGGCGUAUCCCCUGACGCCAUGCCAUCUGACCGGCUGGGGAAACGGAUUUUAGUUGAUGAGCUAGGUAAUGAGAUCGAUGGCCCAAAGGGAGAUGAUGAUCUGAGUGAUUAA